Molecule: messenger RNA, 894 nt
Organism: Alternaria atra
Lineage: Eukaryota; Fungi; Ascomycota; Dothideomycetes; Pleosporales; Pleosporaceae
Exons: 3
Coding region: 1-894 (297 amino acids)
Source: RefSeq, a predicted model, not a curated record
AUGCCGAGCUGGGAAGAAGCUACUGCCGUGGAGAAGCUCUCCUCCAACACGUACUCAUGCACAUUACACGAUGAUUGGUGCAUUGGAAGCGUUCCUAACGGUGGUUAUGUUACCGGAUGUAUAUUGGAAGUAGUCAAAGCGCAUUUCAACACAUCGUUGUCCAAGCAAAACCAGCCACAUACAAUAACCCUCCAUGUCGAAUUCCUACGACGGACGCAAGCCGGACCUGCCACAUACAAAGUCGAAGAUGUGAAGCUCGGCCGACAAACAUCCGUCGUGCACGUGACCAUGGAGCAGGACGGUCGAAAAGAAGUCGUCGCAUACGUCACAAACUCCAACAUGGACACGGAAACGGGCUUUAGCCACGAUACCGGAUACCGACCCUCACCACCCAUUCCAUCAGUAGACUUCUCGAAGCUAGAGAAAGACGAAGAUCCGAAUUGGAAGUAUCAAGCCGAACUGCCCCAUGCCGACUUUAGAAAGGCAACAAAGAGAGUUCAGUUCUACUUCCCUCGGAACAAACAAACCUCGACGCAUCUCGCUGACGAAUGGAUAUGCUUCUCCGAUGGGACUAACUUUACCAACUCAUCUAUUGCCUUUGUCGCAGACAUGUUUCCGCUAAUGGUCGAGUCGUUCAAAAACAAGGACGAGGGUCCUUUCUGGUAUCCGACGCUACUACUGAACCUAGAUGUUAAGAAGUCGCUGCCAACAGAGGGAGUCAAGUGGCUGCAGAUUAGAGUAGAGAUGAAGAAGAUGUUCAACGGCAGGAUGGAUUUGGAAGUGUUUGUGCAUGAUGCCGAGGGAGAUCUGGUGGCUUUGAGCCAUCAUGUAGGAUUCGUGGUGGAUGCUAGUAGAAAUACAGCCGCGAGAAAGCCGGGCACUGCCAAGAUCUAG